Molecule: messenger RNA, 888 nt
Organism: Lactuca sativa (garden lettuce)
Lineage: Eukaryota; Viridiplantae; Streptophyta; Magnoliopsida; Asterales; Asteraceae
Product: large ribosomal subunit protein eL24
Biological process (GO): cytoplasmic translation
Cellular component (GO): cytosolic large ribosomal subunit
Molecular function (GO): structural constituent of ribosome; mRNA binding
Source: RefSeq, a predicted model, not a curated record
AUGGUGGCAAUCGAUCACAAAAAGGGGCAAAACAAGAGUUUGUUGGCUCUUGUCGUUCACAGAGUAAACACACCAUCUCCAGUGAGGUAUUUUGGCAAAAUAGAAGAACGAAGGGAAACAAACGCAACAAGGGCUACUCAGCGAUGGUGCUAUAUAAGGACGGAUACAAUUGGUGUUCCUAGGGCUUUUUUUUUUUCCUUCAGCAAGUGUAGAACUGUAGCAGCGGCCGCCAUGGUUUUGAAGACUGAAUUAUGCCGUUUCAGUGGCCAGAAGAUAUAUCCUGGAAGGGGUAUCAGAUUCAUUAGAUCAGACUCUCAGGUCUUCCUUUUUGCCAAUUCCAAAUGCAAAAGGUACUUCCAUAACAAGUUGAAGCCUUCCAAGCUUACAUGGACAGCCAUGUACAGAAAGCAACACAAGAAGGACAUUGCUCAGGAAGCAGUGAAGAAGAGAAGACGUGCAACCAAGAAGCCAUAUUCGAGAGCCAUUGUGGGGGCCACUUUGGAAGUUAUUCAGAAGAAAAGAAGUGAGAAGCCUGAAGUUCGUGAUGCUGCUAGGGAGGCAGCUCUUCGUGAGAUAAAGGAAAGGAUUAAGAAGACAAAAGAUGAGAAGAAAGCAAAGAAAGCAGAGGUGGUGUCAAAACAAAAGACUCAAAGCAAGGGUGGCAGUGCCCCUAAAGGUAAAGGACCUAAGUUAGGAGGUGGUGGUGGCAAGCGUUGAUUUUUGUUGAUUUUCUUGGUUGAACAUUUUAAUAUUUUGUAUUGUUUAUGUUAUUUGCUUCUGGGCAAACUUGUCUUUUAGAUGUUUGUUACUAUUUUCUUUUACCAAUUUUGAGAGUUAAGCAUCUGCAAUAUCUUGUUUUGAAUCAAAUUAGGGUUAUGAUUUCAGUCA